AUGAACCAUCACCCUCCACCUCCACACAUGGGACAGGUCAGGCCUCCCAUAACCAACCCUGGUGGCCUGACUCUCAUCAACCGGGUCCAGACCGCGAUGAGAAACAUCACAAUCGAGUGCAUCAUCCUCGAACAACUCGAAUUCAAGCCAAGGAUGGACAGCAUGGCUAUCGCAACAUACAGAGUCGCAGACGAGACAGGAUCUAUCCUCAUGAUUGUCAAACUCGACCCCUCCGACCAGUUCAAGGCCGGCGAUAUUGUUCGAUUCCAAGACUGCGAGGUCAAGUCUCCAGGAAACCGGAUGAACAUCCAGAUUAACGCGACCAGAGGCAACAACAGAUUCAAGCGGAUAGGAUGCGACACAAAGAUUUUCCAUGAGAUCCCUUACUGGACGGAAAGCGAGUGGUACUGGGACCAACAACUCCAACACAUGGUGGUGAGCAUCCCUGGCCAGCCAAUCCCAAUGCAAGGAGGACCUGGAGGACUCGGAGCACCCGGCAUGCAGCCACAGAGGAUGCAGGGCAACAACAUGCCAGCCAUCAACCCUGCCUUCCAGAACAACCAGAGGCCAGGACCAGGACCAAUGCAUGGACCUAGACCUCCAUUCCAAGGAGGCAAUCAGCAUGGGCAUGCUCCUCCAGGACCAGGAAUGGGACCAGGAGGACCAGGUAUGGGACCAGGAGGACCAGGUAUGGGACCAAAUGGCCCUGGAAUGGGCAAGGGGGUACCAGGUAUGGGACUAAAUGGCCCUGGGAUGAGUAAAGGGGGGCCAGGUAUGAGACAAGGUGGGCCAGGGAUGGGACCUGGCGGACCCGGGAUGGGGCCAGGGAUGGGUCCAGGAAUGGGACCUGGUAUGGGACCUGGUAUGGGACCUGGUAUGGGACCCAAUAUGGCACCCAUGCCCCGGCCUGGACCACAUGGCAAUGGUUAUCGUCCAGGUCACCAAGGACCUCCUCACUCAAAUGGUCAUCAGAGUCCCCUUCCUCCUCCACACCAGGGUCCACCCCACCACGGCGGCCGUCUCUCAGGGAACAUGAACAGUAACAACAAUAACAAUAAUAACGGCAACAACAGCAAUAACGGCAAUAUCAGCAGCAUGAACAACAACAACAACAACAACAACAACAACAACAACAACAACAACAGCAAUGGUGGCGGGCAAGUGAGUGCACAUCCAUCUCUUCCUCCACCUCCUUCGAAUCGCAAAUUUAAGAAGGCCAAGAUUCAUCGGGACUUGGACGCACCGGACGCCUACCCCAGCCCUCGGUCGGGACUGGCAAGCAGUGAGAACGAGUUUGCUCGGGACAUCAAGAUUAUUGCACAGGGAGGCGUUGGAUUGGGCGUGGAUGGCGCUGGAAAGAACAAGAAGAGACUGUAA
Messenger RNA from Linnemannia hyalina, 1377 nucleotides. The record is from the annotation of a GenBank genome assembly. Lineage: Eukaryota; Fungi; Mortierellomycota; Mortierellomycetes; Mortierellales; Mortierellaceae.